AGCGGAAGUGGCAGAUUCUCACGCUUGUGCGUUCCUCCACGUGGGAAAGCGUUUUAGUCACAUUGGCAGAUCCGCAGCAGCACCAUGAAACGACCGAAGUUAAAGAAAGCAAGUAAGCGGGUCUCGUGUGCCAAACGGUACAAAAUACAGAAGAAGGUCCGGGAGCAUAAUCGAAAGCUGAGAAAAGAGGCAAAGAAGAAAGGAGUGAGCAAACGAGUGAAGAAGGAUCCCGGAGUGCCCAGCAGUGCUCCCUUCAAAGAGGAGGUCCUCAGGGAGGCAGAGGAGAGGAGGCUAAAGAUUGAAGAAGAAAAAGAGAGGAGGAGACAAGCCAAAAAAGAGGAGCGAGCCCAGAAGAGGAAAAAGGAGAAGGAGGCUGCAAGUAAAGAAGCCGAACCCAAGGCCAAGAAGGCUCGGCAGGAUGAGAAUGGAAGUCAUUCACAGAAACCCACUGCCCCAGACAAAAAUUCAAAACAGUUCCUUUGUGGUGAAUUAAAUAAGGUAAUUGAUGCCUCUGAUGUAGUAAUAGAAGUCCUUGAUGCUCGUGAUCCUAUGGGGUGCAGGUGUCCACAGCUGGAGGAGACGGUGCUGCAGAGGGGCAGCAACAAGAAACUGCUCUUGGUUUUAAACAAAAUAGACCUGGUGCCAAAGGAAAAUGUGGAGAGGUGGAUACAGUGUUUACAACAGGAGUUUCCAGUGGUGGCGUUUAAAGCAUCAACACAGAUUCGGGACAAAACAGUGCAAGCCAAGAAGAGCAGGAUUGUGGCCUCCAAUGAAGUCCUGGACAGAUCCAGAGGAGCUGCCUGUUUUGGAAGCAGCUGCCUCACUGAGCUCCUCACAAGUUAUGCAUCUAAAACAGAGAAUGAAUCUUCACUCAGAGUGGGCGUAGUUGGCUUUCCUAAUGUAGGGAAGAGCAGUCUCAUCAACAGUAUAAAGGGGAUAAUGGCCUGCAAUGCUGGAGUCAAGAGAGGCAUCACAAAAUCCAUGCAGGAGGUGCACAUCUUAAAGAAUGUGAAACUAAUAGACAGCCCAGGGGUUGUGGCUUCGCCGUCCAACCCACCAGCUUCUAUGGCAUUGAGGAGCCUGCAGGUGGAGGAGGGCCAGGAGAGUGUGCUGGAAGCUGUCAGGACUCUGCUCAAGCAGUGUGACAAGACCCAGACCAUGCUUCAGUACAAUGUCCCAGACUUCAGAAACUCUUUGGAGUUUUUAACCUUGUUCGCCAAAAAGCGUGGUUAUCUGCAGAAGGGUGGAGUUGCUAACACGGAGCAGGCAGCCACAGCUUUCCUGUCGGACUGGACAGGAGCCAAGCUGAGCUACCACUGUAAGCCACCAGAGAACGGCAGCCUCCCCUCAUACCUUUCUGAUGCCGUCGUCUCUGAGAUGCAGAAUGGCUGGGAUCUAACCAAACUGAAAAUGGGGAAUGAGGAAACUCUGAAAGGUGUUAAAUUUCCAAACCAGGCCAGCAGUAUAAGCUUCAUCUCCAAAGGCCCGACUGCAGGCCUGCUGAGCGUCAGCGACAUCACUGAAGAAAGUCCUAGUGAGGCAGCCACAGAGAGAGAAGCAGUGCAGAACAAUGAGCCUGAGCAAACUGCUGAGAAGGAAAAUGAAACAGAAGAAACAGAAGAACCUGAGAAACCACAGGAGGCAUCACUCAAAAAAAAACCCAAGGUGCAGUUCAAGUCAGUUCCCAUUGACAUCAACCUCUCUGCAGCUACAACAGAUGACGCCUAUGACUUCAAUACAGAUUUUAAAUGAGCUUCGCCUGUACACUGCCUCUGAACUAGAGCCUGUGCCCACGUGGUCUGAUUAGGAUACAGACCUGCACUUGUCAACAAUACAGCACAUGACGAUGCUUAUGUGUGGAAUCACUGUCAGGAUGCCUUUGGCCAUCUCUGCCUGUCCUGCUUGUUGACUGGUUUCUGACUAGACUUAAGUUUGUCAUUUAUGUGUGGCCUUCCCUCACUGCUUAAUCCUGGAAGACAGUUUUCCAGAUAAGGACUCACUUUUAUCCUAGACCACAUUUUUCAGUUUAUAAGACUGAAUUUUGUUUGUCUAGGGCUGAUCCCUGUCCAGGAAAUGAACUCCGUAUCUAAUUCUUAGGUGGUUAUGAGUUUAAUCACUUACUUCUUCUCCCUUUAAAUGUCCACAGGUCAUUUGUAAUAUUUUGUGUCAAUGCAGAAUAAUGUAUAUAGGUCAUUUACUAUAAAUGUAAUAAAUCCUCUACAAAUCCUA
This is a messenger RNA of Toxotes jaculatrix (banded archerfish), 2229 nucleotides long. RefSeq names its product guanine nucleotide binding protein-like 3 (nucleolar) (gene gnl3). Bases 85 to 1752 code for a protein of 555 amino acids. The record is from RefSeq and is a predicted model, not a curated record. Lineage: Eukaryota; Metazoa; Chordata; Actinopteri; Toxotidae. Gene Ontology annotation, cellular component: nucleolus. Gene Ontology annotation, molecular function: GTP binding. The transcript is spliced from 15 exons.